Etheostoma cragini (Arkansas darter) is the source of this 1093-nucleotide messenger RNA. RefSeq lists its product as uncharacterized. The transcript has 3 exons. Lineage: Eukaryota; Metazoa; Chordata; Actinopteri; Perciformes; Percidae. The record is from RefSeq and is a predicted model, not a curated record. The coding region runs from base 134 to 1093 and encodes 319 amino acids. Gene Ontology annotation, molecular function: oxidoreductase activity.
UUCUUUUGGGAUCCCCUGACAACCCGAACAGAUUGUUUUUAAUGAGCUGUUGCUGUGACUGGGGAAAUAUUAUGCAGCCAGCAGCACUGUCAGACCCUCUUCAGCCGAUGCGGUUCGCAGACCCCUCACCAGCAUGGACACCGUCUUCUUCAUCGGCCAAAUCAUCGGCGUGGGCUCCGUCUUCGUCCUCCUCUUCUUCGUCCUCGCCCAGCUGGUUUCCCACGUCGGCGGCGGGCUGGACGGCGUCGGCCGCGCCGUGCUGAUAACGGGCUGCGACAGCGGCUUCGGACACCAGCUGGCUCGGGCUCUGGACCAGAAGGGCUUCGUGGUGUUCGCUGGGUGUCUGUCUCCAGAGGGGACCGGGGCCCAGAGUCUGGCCCGGCAGAGCUCCAGGAACCUGAGAGUCCUCCAGCUGGACGUCACCAGGGACGAGGAGGUGCUGCAGGCCAAGAAGGUGGUCCACGACAACCUGCCAGACAAAGGUGAGGGAUUAGCACGCGGUUUCUCAGGUAUCAGGUGUAAUGUGGAGGAGUUCCUUCUCGGAUUAGUCGACGUGACAAACGAGUGUUUCUAUGUUUCAGGACGCAUGGUUUACACGUCGAGCAUCUUCGCCUUCUUCAACUGCCUGAACAUGGCGGCGUACAGCGUGUCCAAGAGAGGCCUGGAGGCGUUCGCAGACUGCCUGCGGGUCGAGAUGGCCAGUUUUGGUGUGAAGGUCAGCAUCAUCCAGCCGGGGAACUUCGGCCGAGCCACCAACAUCCUGAAGAUGAAGACCGCUUCGGACAUCUGGGAGAAACUAGACGGGGAACGCAAGCUCAUCUUCAACCGCCAGUACAUGGAGCUGGCCAACGAGUACUUCCUGUCCACGUGCAGUUCUGGUUUCAAGAACGCCGACAUGGUCAUCGACGCCAUGCUGCACGCCAUCACGUCGGCCCGGCCCAGGCGCAGAUACCUCCUGGUCUCGGCCAGGGACGCGGUCUUCUUCCGGCUCCUCCCCUUCCUCCCCGGCGCCCUCACCGACGCCGUCUUCUCUCUCAGCUCCGUCUACGCUAAGAGGAAAGAGAUGCUUUACGCUAAGAAAGAAAGACUCUAG